Molecule: messenger RNA, 576 nt
Organism: Trypanosoma cruzi
Lineage: Eukaryota; Euglenozoa; Kinetoplastea; Trypanosomatida; Trypanosomatidae
Product: mucin TcMUCII, putative
Exons: 1
Coding region: 1-576 (191 amino acids)
Source: RefSeq, a predicted model, not a curated record
AUGAUGAUGACGUGCCGUCUGCUGUGCGCCCUGUUGGUGCUCGCCCUGUGCUGCUGCCCGUACGUGUGCACUUCGGACACCCUGCAGACUCAAGUUAAAAAUAAUACAAAUGACGCCAGUCAUUCCGCUACUUUGUCAGGAACAUCAUUGGGGGUCCUUCAGUCAGAAUCGUCACAUAAGGAGCCCGGUGAGAAGGAUGGAAAAAAUGCCGGAAAUGAAGGAUCUGCGACCGGUACAGUGGACAUAAAUGAUAAGAAAGGUACGACAGAAGGUGAUAACGGUGCUUCAGGACCAAAAAGUCGCACGAGAGAGCCCACAGAACAGGCAGAUAAGAACUCCGAAGCCUUAGCCGAGACGAACACGACGACCACUACAACACGGGCACCAACCACGACGACGACUACCACCACUGCGCCAGAGGCACCAAGCACUACGACUACGGAGACGCCAACUACGACGACGACCCGCGCACCGUCACGUCUUCGCGAAUUCGACGGCAGCCUCAGCAGCUCUGCGUGGGUGUGUGCCCCGCUGGUGCUCGCCGUAUCCGCGCUGGCGUACACCGCUGUGGGCUGA